AAAUAACACGCAAUCAUUGUACAUAGUUAUAGUUGAUGUUUUAAAGCAAAUUGAUGAGUGUAUUAUUUCGUAAUAUUAGUGUUAGUAUCUGACAAACAACAUUGUCAGUGUUUGCGUUUAUUUUACAAGUGUUAAUCUAUUUUAUAUAAAUUUUAAAAUGAUUACCAUAAUCGUUGGUGUUGUUACCAUACUAGCGUUAUUUCAUUAUUAUUUUACUCGUACAUAUGAAUACUGGAAAAAACGUGGCAUACCAUAUUACCAAGAAAGUAAUGCAUAUCUAGAAUCAAUUCGAAUAUUUCGAAAAAAUGUUAUGAAUGAGUUAAUCGACCAGUAUAAUGCAUUUCCUGAUAAAAUUGCUUAUGGGAUAUACUUUUUUCGAAUGCCUCAAUUAAUAGUGAAAGAUCCAGAAUUAAUUCGAACCAUUUGUAUAAAAGAUUUUGAACACUUUACAAAUCACCAAGGUGUAUUUUUUCAAAAUGAUGAAAUUCUUGGCAAAAAUUUAUUCGCUUUAAAAGAUAAAAAAUGGCGUGAUAUGAGAACCAUAUUAAGUCCAGUAUUCACAGGCAGUAAAUUGCGUGGCUUAAGUGAAUUGAUGUCAGAAUGUGGUGAUCAAACAGCGGCAUAUUAUGUUCAAAGAAUAAAACAACAAAAUGACGAUAAGCCUUUAAAAGUAAAUAUUUUUGAUGCUUGCGCCCGUUUUACAAAUGACGUAAUUGCAUCCACAGCUUUUGGAAUUAAAGUGAAUUCCUUGGAAGAUAAAGACAAUGAUUUUUUUAAAAUUGGUCAAAGAGUUUCAUCUUUUUCAACAUGGAAAUUAUGGCUUUUAGGUUUGCCUGCUGUUAUACGAGAAUAUUUCAAUAUAAAAAUAUUUGACAAUGAUAUAUAUGACUUUUUCCGAAAUAUUGGCAAUGAAACUAUCACAGCUCGGUUAGAAAAGAAUAUUAUACGUCCUGAUAUGAUUCAUUUAUUAUUGGAAGCAAGAAAAGAACAAAUAAAACGCAGCGAAGAAGGAAAUGGAAAAAUUGAAAAUUUACCCCAAACAAACUCUAUUCUUACAAAUGACGAAAUAAUUGCUCAAGGUGUUAUAUUUUUCGUUGCUGGAUUUACUAACGUAGCGUUAACGAUGUCUUUCGCGGCAUACGAACUAGCCGUUAAUCCAAAGGUACAGGAAGAGCUUUAUGCUGAAAUUAAAGAAACAGAGAAAAGAAAUGCAAAAAUUGACUAUGAUACUAUUAAACAAAUGAAGUAUUUCGAUAUGGUUAUUUCAGAAACUUUAAGAAAAUGGACUCCUGCAUCCGCUACAGAUCGUGUAUGUAAUAAAGAGUUUACAAUUGAAACACCUAAUGAUGGAAAUAUUACUGUGAAACCAGGAAUGACUUUAAAUAUACCCAUUAGUGGUCUGCAUUAUGAUCCAAAAUAUUUUCCAAAUCCACAGAAAUUCGAUCCAGAACGAUUUAGUGAAACAAAUAAAUCCAAAAUACAUCCAUAUGCUUACCUUCCGUUUGGAGUUGGUCCACGUAUUUGUAUAGCCAAUCGCUUUGUUUUGGUAGAAACUAAAAUAUUAUUGUAUCAAAUUUUGAAAACAUUUGAAAUUGUGACAACUGAUGAAACACCAAUUCCCAUGGUAUUAGAAAAUGGUGCUGCACUGAAACCCAAAAAUGAUAAUUUCGGAUUAGCAUUCAAAUUGAGAAAAUAUAUUCAUGGGAAUGGAAAAAAUAAGAUGAUUACCGUAAUCGUUGGAUUAAUUACAAUAGCAGCCUUGAUUCAUUACUACUAUUCAAAUGUGUAUAAUUAUUGGAAAAAGCGUGGGAUACCAUAUUACUUAAAGAAUAGUGUAUAUUUAGAAUCAUUUCGACUUUUUAACAAAAACUUUAUGGACGAUGCGAUCGAGCAAUAUACGGCUUUCCCCGACAAACGCGCGUAUGGAGUAUUUACUUUUGGUCAACCUCAACUUAUGAUAAGAGACCCAGAUUUAUUGCGUGAAAUUUGUGUGAAAGAUUUUGAACAUUUUACAAAUCAUCAGGAUGUAUUUUUCAGAAAUGAUGAGAUGCUUGGUAAAAAUUUAUUUGCUUUAAAAGAUAAAAAAUGGCGUGAUAUGAGAACAAUAUUAAGCCCAGUAUUCACUGGCAGUAAAUUACGUGGAUUAUGUGAGUUGAUGUCAGAAUGUGGUAACCAAACAGUGACAUAUUAUGCUCAAAAAAUAAAACAACAAAAUAACAAUAAUCCUUUGAAGGUGGAUAUUUUUGAUGCUUGUACACGUUUUACAAAUGACGUAAUAGCAUCCACAGCUUUUGGAAUUAAGGUCAACUCCUUGGAAGAUAAGAAUAAUGAAUUUUUUGGAGUUGGUCAACAAGUUUCGAGUUUUACAUCAUGGCGACUAUGGCUGUUUAAUUUACCCCUAUUCGUAAAACAAGCUUUUAACAUUAAAAUAUUUCCUGAAGAUGUUUAUAAAUUUUUCCGGCAAAUUGUCAAUGAAACUAUCCGAGUUCGAGUAGAAAAAAAUAUUAUUCGACAUGAUAUGAUACAUCUAUUAAUGGAAGCUAGAAAAGAACAGAUCAAACGUGCUGAAGCAUCCAAUGGAAAAGUGGACAAUAUCUCUGCAACAAAUAAUGUUCUCACAAACGAUGAUAUAACUGCUCAAGGGGUUAUAUUUUUUAUUGCUGGGUUUUCUAACGUAGCAUUGGCAAUAUCAAUGGCGUCUUAUGAAAUGGCCGUAAAUCCUGAAAUCCAAAAGAAAGUGUACGCCGAAAUUACGGAAGUACUAAAAGCAAAUAAUGGGAAAAUUGAUUAUGAUGUUAUUAAACAAAUGAAAUAUUUGGAAAUGGUUAUUUCAGAAACAUUACGUAAGUGGAGUCCGGUUGUGGUAGGCGAUCGUGUUUGUAAUAAGGCAUUUAAAAUUGAAACACCAAAUGAUGGUGUUAUUAACGUGGAACCUGGAAUGACCAUGAGCAUACCGAUAAGUGGUCUACAUAAUGAUCCAAAAUAUUUCCCAAAUCCAAAGAAAUUCGAUCCAGAACGUUUUAACGAAACAAACAAAUCGAAAAUGAAUCCGUAUACAUACAUACCGUUUGGAUUAGGUCCACGAAUUUGUAUUGCAAAUCGCUUUGUUUUGAUUGAAACUAAAAUAUUACUAUUCCACAUUUUGAAAACAUUUGAAAUUGUGACAACUGAUGAAACACCAAUUCCAAUGGUAUUAGAAAAAGGAGCUGUUAUUAAACCUAAGGGUGAUACUUAUGGAUUAGCAUUUAAAAUAAGACAAUAUGAGAUAAAUCAUUAUGAAUUUUUGUUGAAUUUAAUUUUUGUGUUAAUUGAAAUUCAAAACUUGAAGAUGUUUGCUAUAAUUGCACUGAUUGUAAUUUUGUAUUUGAUACAUUAUGCUAUAACUAAUGUUUAUAAAUAUUGGGAAUCACGUGGUAUACCAUAUUAUAAACCAAGAAAUGCAUAUUACGAUACAUAUUGUACUUUUCUACAAAAGGAUAAUUUUUCGUUAGAAAUUGCCAAGGCAUAUAAUGGUUUCCCCGAUAAACAGGUUUAUGGUUCCUUUCUGCUUCGAACACCACAAUUAAUGGUAAAGGAUCCCGAUAUUUUACGCAAUAUUUGUGUUAAAGACUUUGAACAUUUUACUAAUCAUGUGGACAUAUUUUUCAAAGACGAUCUAUUAUUGGGAAAAAGUUUGUUUGCAUUGAAAGAUAAAAAAUGGCGAGAUAUGAGAACAAUUCUUUCGCCAAUAUUUACCGGAAGUAAAUUACGUGGUAUGGUAGAUUUAGUGUCAGAAUGUAGUGAACAAACUAUGGAUUAUUAUGCUCAGUUAUUUAAACAAACGAGCGAUAAAACAGUAAAAAUUGAUAUUUUGGAUGCAACAUCAAGAUUUACUAACGAUGUAAUUGCGACCUCUGCAUUUGGUAUUCAAGUGAAUUCAUUAGCCGAUAAAACAAAUGUUUUCUUUGAAACUGGUCAGGAGGUAUCCAAAUUUCCAUUCUGGCGGUUUGUUGUUGCCGCUUUCCCAAAAAUUGUGAAAAAGAUAUUCAACCUAUCAUUAUUUCCAAGUAAAAUUUAUGAAUUCUUUCGAAAUAUUGUUGAAGAAUCGAUUCGUAUUCGAAAAACACAAAAUAUUGUUAGAUAUGAUUUAAUCCAUUUAUUAUUGGAAGCUAAAAAAGAACAAAUGAAUAAAAUUAAUGAAAAAAGUGAUAAUGACCAAAAGUUGGAGCUGUCCAAAAAUUUAUUGGACAUUGACGAUAUAACUGCUCAAAGUUUUAUAUUUUUUAUUGCUGGUUUCAUAAAUGUUGCACUGACCAUAAGCUUUGCAGGAUACGAAUUAGCUAUUCAGCCUGAAAUUCAAGACAAAUUACGCAAAGAAAUUCGUGAGCUAUUACAGAAAAAUAAUGGAAAACUAGAUUACGAUAUUUUAAAGAAAAUGAAAUAUCUAGAUAUGGUUGUAACAGAAGUUUUACGAAAAUAUCCGCCAGCUGGUAUGUUGGAUCGAGUUUGUACCAAAGCUUAUACAAUUAAAACAGCUACUGAAUCAAUUGACUUAGUACCAGGAAUGCCAAUUAAUAUUCCAGUGAUGGGCUUACAUUAUGAUCCAAAAUACUUUCCCAAUCCAAAUAAAUUCGAUCCAGAACGUUUUACUGAUGAAAAUAGAGAAAAAAUGAAUCCUUAUACAUAUCUACCAUUUGGGGUUGGACCUCGAUUGUGUAUAGCGUCUCGUUUUGUUUUAAUGGAAAUCAAAAUUUUCUUGGUGCAUUUAAUAAAUAAUUUUGAAGUGAUUGCUACUGAAAAAUGUCCUAUUCCAAUGGAAUUUGAAACAGGAACAGUUCUUAAACCUAAACAUGAUGAAUUUGGGAUAGCGAUAAAAUUAAUCAAAUAAAAACUUUAAUUAAGUACAAUA
Molecule: messenger RNA, 4888 nt
Organism: Chrysoperla carnea
Lineage: Eukaryota; Metazoa; Arthropoda; Insecta; Neuroptera; Chrysopidae
Exons: 23
Coding region: 158-4867 (1569 amino acids)
Molecular function (GO): oxidoreductase activity, acting on paired donors, with incorporation or reduction of molecular oxygen; heme binding; monooxygenase activity
Source: RefSeq, a predicted model, not a curated record